Pan troglodytes (chimpanzee) is the source of this 934-nucleotide messenger RNA. It is a transcript of the gene CALY, whose product is annotated as calcyon neuron specific vesicular protein. Lineage: Eukaryota; Metazoa; Chordata; Mammalia; Primates; Hominidae. Gene Ontology annotation, cellular component: membrane; endosome. The transcript is spliced from 6 exons. Gene Ontology annotation, biological process: clathrin coat assembly; endosomal transport. The coding region runs from base 111 to 767 and encodes 218 amino acids. The record is from RefSeq and is a predicted model, not a curated record. Gene Ontology annotation, molecular function: clathrin light chain binding.
CGAAGCGUCUGGAACCGCAUCCUCCGCAUCCACAUCCGCAUCGUCGUCCUCCCCGACCGCGUCCUGCAGCAGCUGCCAGUGGAGCCGCCUGACAAGGACUGCCAUCCACCAUGGUGAAGCUGGGCUGCAGCUUCUCUGGGAAGCCAGGUAAAGACCCUGGGGACCAGGAUGGGGCUGCCAUGGAUAGUGUGCCUCUGAUCAGCCCCUUGGACGUCAGCCAGCUCCAGCCGCCGCUCCCUGACCAGGUGGUCAUCAAGACACAGACAGAAUACCAGCUGUCCUCCCCAGACCAGCAGAAGAAGUUCCCUGACCUGGAGGGCCAGAGGCUGAACUGCAGCCACCCAGAGGAAGGGCGCAGGCUGCCCACCGCGCGGAUGAUCGCCUUCGCCAUGGCGCUACUGGGCUGCGUGCUGAUCAUGUACAAGGCCAUCUGGUACGACCAGUUCACCUGCCCCGACGGCUUCCUGCUGCGGCACAAGAUCUGCACGCCGCUGACCCUGGAGAUGUACUACACGGAGAUGGACCCCGAGCGCCACCGCAGCAUCCUGGCGGCCAUCGGGGCCUACCCGCUGAGCCGCAAGCACGGCACGGAGACGCCGGCGGCCUGGGGGGACGGCUACCGCGCAGCCAAGGAGGAGCGCAAGGGGCCCACCCAGGCUGGGGCGGCGGCGGCGGCCACCGAACCCCCCGGGAAGCCGUCGGCCAAGGCGGAGAAGGAGGCGGCGCGGAAGGCGGCCGGGAGCGCGGCGCCCCCGCCCGCGCAGUGACGUCUCCAGCCCCGCAGCCCGGCCCGGGCGUCCUCCGCCAGCUCCUGUGACCAGCGCGUCUCCCGAUGUUCUCCGCCGUGUUCGUGUCCCCAGGCGCCCUCGCUGCAGCCCCGCCCCCGUGGGUCUCUGACUCUGUCGCUUUUCUCUAAGUAAAGAUUUCACGUCCA